Larimichthys crocea (large yellow croaker) is the source of this 9033-nucleotide messenger RNA. RefSeq names its product solute carrier family 12 member 5a (gene slc12a5a). The record is from RefSeq and is a predicted model, not a curated record. NCBI's taxonomy places the organism in Eukaryota, Metazoa, Chordata, Actinopteri, Sciaenidae. Gene Ontology annotation, cellular component: plasma membrane. Gene Ontology annotation, molecular function: potassium:chloride symporter activity. Bases 417 to 3887 code for a protein of 1156 amino acids. Gene Ontology annotation, biological process: chemical synaptic transmission; chloride transmembrane transport; potassium ion import across plasma membrane. The transcript is spliced from 26 exons.
CGACAUGCCUGCGAUGCUUUCAGCGCUGAAUUCUAAUAUUAAUAUAAAAUGACGAUUCAUUAAAAUAGCCAGCACAAUGUUUUAUUGUUUUAAAAAAUAUAUAAUAACAAGUAAACACAUUGUAUUAUGAGGCGUUUAAACUUAAAACAGCGCCAUACAAAAUAAUAGUGGCUCGGCUUUAGGACCCGGCAGCGCGACAGCCACCAGACACCGGUUGAUGAGACGGUCCACUCGGCAUCGCUCGUCUAAUUACCCGUCAAAGAGCGGUGCUUCGCCCCGGACAGAGUAGUCGGAGGUGAAUUUACUAGACGGUGAAGGCGAUACAAUAACGAGAGCAUUCAUUUGUUGUCUUUGUCCGUCCGCGUCACCCCGCACCGUGGAAAGAAGAGCCGCCGCUUAUCUCACCGGCGACAACCAUGAGCCAGAGGUUCACCGUCUCCAAGAGCGACGGCGACAGGCGCCCCUCAGACAUCCAGGGGGAGGUGAACCAGCUGUUUGAGGGAGACGAGCCCACGACCAGCAGCGGCGCUGAGGGGGAUGAUGCAGCCGGUACCGAGGUGGUGGUCGUGCUGAAAGGUGACAGUAAUCCCAAGGAGAGCAGCCCCUUCAUCAACAGCAGUGAUGCUGCCGCAGAGAAGAGCCAGCAGUAUGACGGCAAGAACAUGGCCUUGUUUGAGGAGGAGAUGGACACCAGUCCCAUGGUGUCGUCUCUUCUCAGCAGCCUGGCCAACUACUCCAACCUGCCCCAAGGUAGCAAGGAGCACGAGGAGGCUGAGAACAAUGAGGCUGAGUCAUCGCGCAAGAAACCUGUCAAGGCCCCCCAGCUCGGCACUCUGAUGGGCGUCUAUCUGCCGUGCAUCCAGAACAUCUUCGGAGUGAUCCUCUUCCUCAGGAUGACCUGGUUGGUGGGAAUUGGAGGUGUCAUUGGGACUUUCGUCAUCGUCUUCAUGUGCUGUGCAACAACCAUGCUGACUGCCAUCUCAAUGAGUGCCAUCGCUACCAAUGGAGUAGUGCCAGCUGGAGGCUCGUACUACAUGAUAUCCCGUUCGCUGGGCCCUGAGUUUGGGGGAGCAGUGGGGAUCUGUUUCUAUCUGGGGACCACCUUCGCUGGAGCCAUGUACAUCCUGGGGGCAAUCGAGCUCCUCCUGAUCUACAUAGCACCCAAGGCGGCCAUCUUCCCCCUGGAGGGCCUGGAGGGUGCCGAGGCGGAGGCCGCCCUGCUGAACAACAUGCGCGUGUACGGGACCAUCCUGUUGACCUCCAUGGCCACGGUGGUGUUUGUCGGCGUCAAGUACGUCAACAAGCUGGCACUGGUGUUUCUGGCCUGCGUCAUUCUCUCCAUCCUCGCCGUCUACGCUGGGGUCAUCAAGACAGCGCUCGAUCCUCCAGAAUUCCCUGUGUGUCUUUUGGGCAACCGUACUUUGGUGUGGAAGUCGUUUGAUGUGUGUGCCAAAACCACUGAGACAGCUAAUGGGACAAUUGUCACCACCCAGCUGUGGCGCAUGUUCUGUGACUCACCUUUCCUCAAUGCUACAUGCGACAAGUACUUCACAGCCAACAACGUGUCUCAGAUCCAGGGCAUCCCGGGGGUGACCAGCGGAAUCCUGGCAGAGAACCUGUUUGCGACCUACUAUGGAAAGGGGGAUUUGAUUGCCCGAAUUAAUAUGGAAUCAGCGGAAGACCAGGACGACCCUCUGACCAACUCAAACCGCUAUGUGUUGGCCGACAUCACCAGCUUCUUUACGUUGCUAGUCGGCAUCUACUUCCCCUCUGUGACAGGGAUCAUGGCCGGCUCCAACCGUUCAGGAGACCUGCGUGAUGCCCAGAAGUCCAUCCCCAUUGGCACCAUUGCAGCCAUCACCACCACCUCCACUGUCUACAUGUCCAGUGUGGUUCUGUUUGGCGCCUGCAUCGAGGGUGUGGUCCUCAGGGACAAGUUCGGAGAGGGAGUCCAUGGGAAUUUGGUGAUCGGCACGUUGGCUUGGCCAUCACCAUGGGUGAUCGUGAUUGGCUCCUUCUUCUCCACCUGUGGGGCGGGUCUGCAGAGUCUGACAGGAGCUCCUCGUCUCCUACAGGCCAUUGCCAAGGACAGCAUCGUGCCCGCCCUUCGGAUCUUUGGCCAUGGAAAGGCCAACGGAGAACCCACAUGGUCGCUCCUGCUGACAGCUUGUAUCUGUGAGAGUGGCAUCCUCAUUGCUUCUCUCGAUGCAGUGGCUCCCAUCCUCUCCAUGUUUUUCCUGAUGUGCUACAUGUUUGUGAACUUGGCCUGCGCUCUGCAGACGCUGCUGAGGACUCCAAACUGGAGACCCCGCUUCAAGUUCUACCACUGGACUCUGUCCUUCCUGGGGAUGAGCUUGUGUCUCACUCUCAUGUUCCUCUGCUCCUGGUACUACGCCAUCGUUGCCAUGGUGAUUGCCGGCUCUAUCUACAAGUAUAUCGAGUUCGCAGGUGCGGAAAAAGAGUGGGGUGACGGAAUACGAGGUCUGUCUCUGAGUGCCGCGCGUUACGCUCUCAUGCGAUUGGAGGAAGGUCCCCCGCACACCAAGAACUGGAGGCCCCAGUUACUGGUGCUGGUCAGUACAGAUGCAGAACAAAACGUGGAGCAGCCUCGUCUUCUCUCUCUGACCAACCAGCUAAAGGCAGGCAAAGGUCUGACCAUUGUUGGAACAGCUCUAGAGGGCACCUACCUGGAGAACUAUGAACAGACCCAGCGUGCAGAGCAGGCGUUGCAUAAAAUGAUGGAGACCGAGAAGGUGAAGGGCUUCUGUCAAGUUACCGUAUCUUCGAACUUGCGCGAUGCCACCUCCCACCUCCUCCAGGCCAGUGGGCUGGGAGGCCUGAAACAUAACGCUGUGCUGGUAUCCUGGCCACGCAACUGGAGGCAGGGAGACGAGCACCAGACCUGGAGGAAUUUUGUUGAGUUGGUCAGAGAAACCACCGCUGCUCACCUGGCUCUGCUUGUCCCGAAGAACAUCGCAGCCUUCCCGUCCAAUGGAGAGCGCUUCACUGAGGGUCACAUUGAUGUGUGGUGGAUCGUCCAUGAUGGAGGCAUGCUGAUGCUGCUGCCCUUCCUCCUCCGACAGCACAAGGUUUGGAGGAAGUGCAAGAUGCGCAUCUUCACUGUGGCCCAGAUGGACGACAACAGCAUCCAGAUGAAAAAGGACCUGACGACAUUCCUCUAUCACCUCCGUAUUGACGCCAUGGUGGAAGUUGUUGAAAUGCAUGACAGCGACAUCUCAGCCUACACUUACGAGAAGACCCUGGUGAUGGAACAACGGUCGCAGAUGCUCAAACAGAUCAACCUGUCCAAGAAUGAGCGUGAGAGAGAGAUCCAGAGUAUCACCGAUUCGUCCCGCGGAUCUAUCCGCCGCAAGAACCCGGCCGCUGUGACCACCCAGCUGAGUGUGACCGAAGACCCGCCAGCAGCCAGCAAGGAGGAGAAGCCUGAGGAAGAGGUCCAGCUAAUCCACGACAACACCACCCCAGCCAGCCCUGCAACCCCAGCCACCCCGUUGUCCCCAGAAGGGGCUCAGAGCCCCGGAGAGCAGGUCCAGAUGACCUGGACUGAGAAGUGUGACGGCGAGCCAGCCAAGCCGCCUGGCGCAGCCACACCAGAGGGCAUCAAAGACAUCUUCAACAUGAAACCUGAGUGGGAGAACCUGAACCAAUCCAACGUGCGACGUAUGCACACAGCCCUCCGGCUGAAUGAAGUCAUCAUUAAAAAGUCCUCAGAGGCCAAGCUAGUCCUCCUCAACAUGCCCGGGCCACCCAGGAACCGGACAGGUGACGAAAACUACAUGGAGUUCCUCGAGGUCCUCACUGAGGGUCUCAACCGGGUCCUCUUGGUCCGCGGAGGCGGCCGAGAGGUUAUCACUAUCUACUCCUGAAAGAGCAGUCCCUUCCCCAAACGACACCCCCUCACCCCACCCUCAGCCCUGUUCCUGUGUCACCUGUACUCCCACCCUCUCAUCAACGCUGCUUCAUCAUCAUCAUCAUCACGUCACGCUUGCGUUUAUUUCUGUAAGGUAGUCCUCUCACACCCAACCAAUAGCCCAACUUCAGCUUCAGCACCACUCCCUCUGCUCCAUCCCCCAGCAGAACAAUGAGCAGGAUCACAUGCUCAGCUUCAAACCCUUCAUUCUUAGUGUACUACGCUAACUAAACUAUAACUAUUGUAGGCUCUACACUAAUUUAGUUAGAUGCUUUCUAAAUUUAUUCUUGAAGAGACUUUUUUUCCCCCGUUGCCAGUCUGUGAACUACUGUAGUAACUCGCAUUGAGUCACUCAGUAAGGAGGAAGGAGGAAGGUGGUGGUUGUGGGUGUGGGUUGUUAGUUGAGGUGUGAGCACACAUGCAUGUGUGUGUCUGUCUUUGUUUAAAUCUCUGCAGAUCUCUGUUUCUUGUUUUGUUUUGGGGUUUUAUUUCAAAUACAAAUGUGGCAUAGCAGCGGCUUCUGCUCGGAAAGAACGAGAGCCAGCUGAAAUGAGCUCAGUGUAGGAUUGUCUGUUUAGUCGCCUCGUUGUGAUCGGACACCUCCCACAGCGUUCCAGCCUACUUGUCUUUGAUGUGAUUUAUCUUUCAAGGCAAAAGACACUGCUACCCACGGUCAGGACCACCAGCUGGAAAGAGAAGAAUAAAGUCGUUGAGUACAAACUGUGAAAUUCACACACUAAAAAGGCGCGUGGAUCAGACCUGCAGUAUUAUCUUUAACCUGAUCACUCUUUAGCAUGACAUCCUUAUAACUGUGUGUUGUUCUGUUACUGCCAUCACAGUCUUUAUAUUUCCCAUUCCUCCUUUCAACUCAUUUCCUAGUGGCUGUUUAUCCCCAUGGCCACUGUUAGUGCCAAAAAAUAAAUAAAAAAUACAACAAGGCUAGCUUAGUCUGUAGAGAUUGACACGUAAUUAAACUGUGAAUAGUGCGUUUCCUAGCAGAAGGCUGAUGUGACAGCAGAUAGGGGAGACAGUACAAACCCCCCGCUGAGGAGAUUAUCAUUGCCAGCACCCCUCGACCCUCGUGUGGAUCACUGUAAAUAAUGUACAAGCUCUGACGCGUUGUUCAGUAUGAGUGUAGUAUUUUUGUGACAUACUAAAAAGCUUCUAGUGAAGAGAAAACGUUCCUUCGCUCCGAGGGACAGCUCAAAAACGCUGUUUUUAAAUUUGAUUUAUUUAUUUAUUUAUUUAUUUAUUGGAUGGCAUAGGCUCCUGUCACUAUGGUAACUGUCAUUGUAACCUCGACAAGCACUGCACCUGCACUGUCCGCCACUGUGCAACAAGUGAAAUUUUGAUGAAUUCAUCAAGUUCAUUAAAUACAACAACAACAAAAAAAAAAUACUAAAUGUUAUUUUUUCAUCUAGAGAACAAAUAUGUAUUUAUGUUUAUAGACAGAAGUUACACAUAUUGAUGAAAUAGUUGUACGUCAUUUUGAUUGUCACUCAAAGAUAUAUUGUCAUUUUGCCUAAUUUAGAUACAUUAAAUGUGCCAUAUGAAAAUAUUUUUCAAAGAGAAAUAGUGAACAAAAAUUGUAUUGCUUAAAUCGGAAAGAACAAAGUGUGCUAACAACAAAAAGAAAGAAACUGUAGUCGGAAAGUCACCCUAUAGAUGAUAAAAACAAAAGAUGUUCAGACCUCCGCGAAGCUAACUACCGACUCACGUAAAGUAAGCAUAUCAGCUCUUACUGAGGUAGCUUUUGAACAUCUGUUGGUUUAUUGUUUGUAGGGUCUAGUCUAAAAUAGAGAGGACAAUGGCUUCUGUAGCUAGGAAACUCACUUUGUCCGUAAGACUGAACUCUAUGCAGUAGACUCUCCAGUGCGAUUUUAUAUCCUCUAGAUUGGUUAAGAUUUGAGCCACACAUGUCCCUGACUGAAUGACUUGUGAGCAAAUCAUGUUUAGGUUUAAAAAAAAAAAAAAAAGAAGUGCAUCUUGGAAGGAAUGUGCAAUAGUUGAAAUCCGGACUCAUGUGAUCAUGUUAUUUAUUUUUUUACACAUAUAUUUUGUAUAUGUAGAUUUCGUAAGUCUUUAAAAAAAAAAAUCCAGAAUCAUCUCACUUUGACCAAGGACAGCUGUCACUUUAUUUUGAUUUGGUUUCUUUUCUUGAAGAAACUGUUUUUGGUCAUUUGCACUUGUAGUAGAAAUAUGAAUAUAAAUAAAUACGUAUAUAUAUACAGUAUAUACAAAUAUAGGGAAGCAAAACUAGUUUCUAGAACUAUUUAAAAAGUAUUAAAUGUUUUUAGUGUUGCUUGAAUGUCUGACCAUAUGUUGUGAAUGCUGCUAGUAUCAAUAGAUUUAUUUGUACUGUAAAUAGGGAUGACUAAAGCAACAUUAAAGAUCAAGUGGAAAAGGGUAUAGACAUACAUAUCAGUGGUGGUGGCUGUCAAACAAGACAAGGCUGUACCUGUAAACAUUUGGACAGGGUUAGCUUUCUGUUUUAUUAUAAAUCUAUACUGAAUAUCUUGAUGCAAUAUUACAACUAAGGGCAAGUCCGCCUCCCUUUUAUUCUCUUUUUUAAAAAGAAAUGCUCUCUUGAUUAUUACCAUCUUUAAUCCCAUGAGUAAAGUGAACCAAUUUUAAGAUAACAGAUUAUUAAUUUACGUAGUUUACUUAAAGAAACUUAACAGAAAUGCCAAAAUAUGUUUAGAUAUGAAUACUUCUGCUAAACGUUUGCCGUUUGCAAAUUUUUAACACACCUACCUUUGACACCUGUGAUACUUAAGAGGCAGCCACUCCUAGUUUUCAAAGAUUUUAGGGUGCCAAGUGAUGAAGAUUUCCUUUAAUAUUCUUAUCACGCUUAACGCUGACGAAGGGGUUGUUUAACGCUCACAUCAGUUUUUGAAGAACAUGGCUAUUUUGGGAUUGUGUCCACAACAUUGCCUGCAUCAACUGAGCCUUUCAAAAAAUGUAUUCAAAAGAGAAGAUAUCUGAUGUUUAUUGGAGAAGUUUAUUGGAAAUGAAUUUAUUUAUUGAAUUAUAAAUGUUUUAUAAUUGCUGUUUGCAUGGUACUAUGUGGCAAUAUUUGUUUUAGUGGUUUCUAUAGUGAUGACUUACAUGUUCAAGGUGCAGAGCGGGGUAAAAGGUUGUCAAACGUUCUCACUUAGUUACCGAUUUUGAGAACUCGGAAGUGUUUACUGCUGAGUCGGAGACGUGGCUAGACCUUGAAAACGAGUCUUUUGCAAAAAAUAAGAAAAAGUAUGAGUUCACUAUAUUGUUACUUGUUAUAUUUCAAUCUUGCUCAAGUAGUCUUAUGUAACGUAAUAGGAAAUUUUGAGUUUGCGAAUGAAUGGGCCUUGGAAAUGGUCAUUUCACCUGUGUAAAUAUAUAUCACUUAAGUCAGAGACACUGUAACCUACUAGUGUUGUCUUUUGUUGUACACUGUUCUAUCACUGUGGACAAAGUCUUAGAGUUUUGUAAGAUUAUGUGCAAUAUUGUUCUCACAUUGGUCAUCUCUCAUUUUGUCACAGUUGUGUUAUUUCUUUUUCUAUAAACAACCGGAGGUGUCAGCAGUCACUUAUAUUUCAUCAGCAUGUUUGUCACCAGGUCUUUUGGACAAUAAAGAUUUACAGUGUUUAUCCCAAAUGUGGCUGAGACAGCAAAGCACUGUAACUCUGUGACAGGAUCAGUCUGCAGGACUGCGGGUGAGGGGGGGUGGUCCAACAAGAGCCAGCCUGCUCUGUACAGACUCUAUCCCACAGCGAUCUCUGGUGGCUCUUAAGUGUAUUACAGCCAGCUUCGAAGGUCUGAUAGUUCAGACUAUAAAAUCGGAUUAACUCCCAUCAGCUUGCAGCAGUUUUGAACUGCAGUAUUUCAGAGACCUGUCUGACUUUUGUUUACAUCUAAUCAUGUGAGCAUUUUCUUGGGCGUUUUAGCAUGCAUCACAUUCUUUCCUUUCUCUUGCCAAACUUCUUAAAAAGAAUAAUUAGUAACUGUUAAAUUUAUAGUGCUUGUCACUCAAUCUGUGAGGUGAGCCUUCCCAGAAUCCCUCCUCCAACCCUCACCCCUUCAUCCCAUCUUCCCCAGAUCCCCUGGCCUCCCCCAUCCCAGCCACUAAAUCCACCCCAGCUCUGUAUUUUAAAUGUGAUUGCAGUAUAAUUCUGAAAAAUGAUCAAAGAAUAUAAAACUCGCGCUUCCAAUUCUGGCACUGGCUCUGCUUGGACAACACGAGAUAGUCGACUUAGAAAACCAGCACGUCCCCUCUCCCCCCAAACUGAUCUAUGACUUAGAUCAGAUCCUUCGCCUGCACAACUGUAGCAUGAGACAAACUUGCCGGUGAUCAUUACCCAGUCUCCAUCCUUAAAUGGAUAUUAAGGGCUCUGAAACACAUCUGUUACCGGGUUGAGGAGGCUGUCCUGUUAAGACACCAACAGAGAAAAUACAAAACAAAUCCCAGAUGAUGGCAGAGAGGGCACACAGUCUGUAGCUGCGAUACGUUUGUACCUUUCAGUAUAUUUUCACAGAAUCAUCACACAGAUGUGCCUGAUGUUGGAGGUAAAAAAAAGGAAGAAAAAAAAAAGUUGCACUUACAUUUUACAGUCGAUCUCUGGGAGUCAGAUGAGAAUAACUCAAGUGGCUAUAAAUGUAGUGCAAGCAGAGCCCCGUUCCAGUUAUGUUGUGUAACUCAGUGCAUGCAUGCAAUUACCCUAAACAAGGUGUAUUGAAAAUAUAUUGGGUGUUUGUGGUAUAAAAGUAUUUUGUUUAUAUCAGUUAGAAACUUUCAAGUAGUAUGAUUUGUUUUCUCUUUCCUUAGGACUUGGCCAAUCAUUGUAUUCAAGAUGAGUAUUAUUAUAGUACAAGAUUCUAUUUUUUAUGGUGGAUUUGUUGACAACGUCCUUUCAUUGUGUCAAAUAUUAUCUGCAGAUAAACUGAUUACCAAAGUAUAUUUCAGUUCAACUACAUAAAUGAUAGUGUGCAAAUGUGUGCUCCAGUGAAUUAGACACAGCGGACAAGAAAAUAUGUUUUACUGUAGCAAUUAUUAGUUAACAGAUAAAACUAUUCUUUCAAUAAGUUAAAACUAAGAAAAUUGGAAGUGCCAAAGUAUUAGGAGA